UCCCGGUUGCCUUGACACCCGUGUCUCGGGCGACACCGAUCAGCACCGGGCAGUGCGGUAGGUUCGGGGGUAAAGAGGUGGCGCGUACGGCGGGGACCGAGGAGCUUCUUGCGGAGGGUUUUCACCUCCCGUGUGUGAUCAGCCGGAGCUCCGGAGCAGGCGGGAGCGAGUGCGCGGACAGAGACGAAGUUUGUAUUGUUGUUUUUUUAAAACCUCUCUUUACUUCACACAGCGAGGAGGAGCAGGAGGAGGAGGAGGAGGAGGAGCAGGAGGAGGAGGAGGAGGUUUCCCCCCCUGCUGCGCUUGUUUGCACUGAGGUUACACCGGGGAGCGGUGCGCGUCAGGCGGACUCCCUCACGCAGGAGGAGCGGACCGAGCCGUGCGCGUCAAACCUGCUCUGCAGCAUCCACAGCACCUCCGUCCCCGUGCGGCAGCAUGCGGUGAGGAGUGCACGCCAGGCUGUGGAAACAAGGGGGUCGGAGCUGAGCUGGAUUUAUGGGAGAUCUGUUGGAUUUGCAUCACCCCGUCGUUGUAAACUUGUGUCCGGGAUGGGGAAGGAGCAGGAGCUGCUGGAAGCCGCCCGGACCGGGAACGUCGCCCUGGUGGAGAAAUUAUUGAGUGGGAAGAAAGGGAUACUGGGGUCAGGCUCCGGCUCCAUCCCUCUGCCCAACCUACUGAGCAUGUGGAAGGGCCUGAAUGUCAACUGCACAGACAGCUCAGGAUACACACCUUUACACCACGCUUCACUUAAUGGACACAGGGAAGUGGUACUAAAGCUGCUGCAGUUUGAGGCGUCCACAAACGUGGCUGAUAGCAAAGGUUGCUUCCCUCUGCACCUGGCCGCCUGGCGGGGAGACGUGGACAUCGUCCGCAUCCUCAUUCACCAUGGACCGUCGCACUGCCGGGUCAACCAACAGAACCAUGAGAGGGAGACGGCGCUUCACUGUGCGGCCCAGUAUGGACACUCUGAGGUGGUUUCAGUGCUGCUUCAGGAGCUGACCGACCCCACCAUGAGAAACAGCCAACAGGAGACACCUCUGGACCUGGCAGCGCUGUAUGGACGACUGCAGGUGGUGCGCAUGUUGGUGAGCGCUCACCCCAACCUCAUGACCAGCCACACUCGCCGACACACUCCGCUUCACCUGGCUGCACGCAACGGACACCACAGCACCGUCCAGACUCUGCUCGAGGCCGGCAUGGACGUCAACUGUGUGACCGAGAAUGGCAGUGCCCUCCAUGAGGCAGCGCUCUUUGGGAAGAUGGAUGUAGUUCGCCUUCUACUUGACUCAGGAAUCGAGAUCAAUCUGAGAGACAGCCAGGGGAGAACAGCUCUGGAGAUCCUGAGAGAACAUCCUGCACCAAAAUCCCAGCAGAUCACGGCUGUUAUCCAAGAAUACAUGAUGGACGACGUGGAGAGGAAGAGUAUCGUGGAGGAGCCUGUACGCAUGUGUCCCGUCCCUGUACCUCGAACCUCUGUUCCCUCGCCUUCUGCCUCGCCCUCCCUCAGACACAAGAACGAUGCUGUGACAAGUGAGCUGUCCAAACUGCUCCAUGAGAUCAAAAAGUGCCGAGACAGGGACUACUCCUUUGAGGAGCUCUGCCACACCAUCUCCUCCCACUCCAUGGACAGCUUUGGCAGCGGGAGACUCUCAGACGAGGAGCGCCCAGAUCGACCCAACGGCACCUUAACCCGAGGCAGCAAGCGGCCGACCCCGCCACUCCCUCCAGCCCUGGAGGAGGAAGAAGCAGAAAAGGGAUGCGGCCCUACUGGAUUCUGGGAGGCCUUGACACCCUGCAACGGCUGCCACAACCUGGGCUUCUCCAGCCUGUCGCAGGAUUCAAAGCUUUCAGCAGAGAUCGUCGCGUCUCCAUCUCUGGAUGUUUUCCUGCCGGAGGACGAGGACAACCCGUACGAGUCCGUGACCACAGCCGUCACGCGCAAACCCUGCUCGCUCGAUAUCAACCACCAGUUUGUCUGUCCACGCAAUGGUCACCUGUCCCAUGUAACGGUGAGUGAGGGGGAGAACAGUAACCAUGGCAACUGCUCAACGGGCCCAACUCCAGACUGCUCGCCCCCCUCCCCCGACACGGCUCUGAAGAACAUUGAGAGAGUCAUCCGCCCACAGCCCAAGCAGCGCACCUCUCUGUCUUCGUCCCUGGAUGUCCAGAGGCCAGUGAACCACAGCUGCGAGCCCAGCGAAGUGAGCUCGUCCCUGGGCUACGCCAGCUUCAGCACCAGCCCACCUGCCAGCCCUCCGCUCAGCCCCAACCAGGAGGACUCUGCAGGCUCCAACGACGACUGUCAGCUCACAGACGACGGGCCGUACCAGCGAGACCCGCCUCCGCCUCCUCCCCUCUGCUCUUCGUCCACAGCCAACGCUCUGUUGGAGGAUCGCAGGAAGAGCCACAUCCCAGAGGAGUUUGCAGGCCUCCUUCAUGGAUCUUCCCCGGCUUGUGAAACCCCUGACACGCCGUACCACCUCUACAACCCCAAACCACGCAAAUAUGCCCCUCCAGACGUCCAGAGCAGCCUGCUGCAGACCCCGGAGUUCAACAUCGUGAUCGGAGGAGGACCCACUCAGGUCUUCUCCAGGACAGGGACCGAGUCAUCAUCUCAGUCAGCCACCGGUGACCCCCAGAAGCCACAGGUGGUGUAUCGGACUAUCUUCCACACUAGGGUCAACCAGGACCAGCAGGUGGAUCCGUCUCGUGGCUGGUCUACACUUGGCCGCCCACCGUCUUCCUAUUCCGGUCAAAACGGGGAAGUUCCAGAGUUACGGGGAAUCCAGACAGGAAGUGUGUCCAAGGGCGGAUCAGCUGGUGCUGGCUACGAAGAGAGGGCUUGCACCCUGGGGAGGAUGAGGUCCAUGCCCCGCAGUGUGUUGGACCUGCAGCUGUCCAAGUCUCUGUCCAAGUCUGAUUCCAACCUGGUAGCCGUGUCUCCCAUACAGGAGGAGCACGGCUGGGGGUCUGGAUCUCGUGGCCAGGGGCCUGGAAGUCCGAGCCCAGGAGAGGGUGCCAGUCCAGGGGGGAGACUGGAGAGAACACCCUCUUUCACUGCUGAGUGGGAAGAGAUCGACAAGAUUAUGAGCUCCAUUGGGGCAGGAAUAGGCAGUGGAUUGGACAUCAAGGAGGAUACCUCAGGUCCCCGCUGCCCGCUGCAGUCCGUGGGCCAGUGGCUCGACUCCAUCGGCCUGGUCCAGUAUGAGAACCACCUGCUGGCCAAUGGAUUUGACAACGUCCAGUUCAUGGGCAGCAAUGUGGUGGAAGACCAGGACCUGUUGGAGAUAGGGAUCCUCAACUCGGCCCACAGACAACGCCUCCUGCAGGCCAUACGGCUGCUGCCCAGGGUGCGACCUAUCGGUUACGAUGGCAACAACCCCACGUCGGUGGCAGAGUGGCUGGAGUCGUUGGAGCUCGGCGACUACACCAAGUCCUUCCUCAUCAACGGUUACACCUCCAUGGAGCUGGUCAAAAAGAUCUGGGAGAUCGAGCUCAUCAAUGUACUGAAGAUAAGUCUCAUCGGACACAGAAAACGGAUCUUAGCCUCGUUGGGGGAUCGGCUACACGACGACACCCCACAAAAACCACCGCGGGCCAUCUCCCUAAGGGAGCCGGGCGGGAACCACACUCCACCCCAGCUCAGCCCGUCGGUGGGCCAGGCAGCGUACACGGCGGGGGUCCCGGGCGGAUCUCUGGACGUGCAGCACCUCAUCAUGCAGGCAGACGCCCGGCGCAGGCAGCGCAGCAAUGACAACUACUUCGAGGACGUGCCGCGAUCCAAGCUGGAGCGACAGAUGGCUCAAGUCAGCAUGGCAGGCGAGUGGUGCGAGCCAAUCACGUUGCGCCCGCCCAACGAGGCCACCUCGUCCACUCCGGUGCAGUACUGGCAGCAUCACCCCGAGAAGCUCAUCUUUCAGUCCUGCGACUACGAAGCCUACUACUUGGGCUCCAUGCUGGUGAAGGAGCUGAGAGGGACGGAGUCCACACAAGACGCUUGUGCCAAAAUGAGGAAGUCUACGGAACAAAUGAAGAAGGUGCCGACCAUCGUGCUCUCUGUUUCCUACAAAGGAGUGAAGUUCAUCGACGCCACGAAUAAGAACAUCAUAGCAGAACAUGAGAUCCGUAACAUCUCGUGCGCGGCUCAGGAUCCAGAGGAUCUGUCUACGUUUGCCUACAUCACCAAAGACCUCAAGUCCAGUCACCACUACUGCCACGUCUUCACUGCUUUUGAUGUGAACUUGGCGUACGAGAUCAUCCUGACACUCGGCCAGGCCUUCGAGGUGGCCUACCAGCUGGCCCUGCAGGCCAGGAAGAGCGGCCACGGAUCGUCCACACUGCCUGAGAGCUUUGACAGCAAGCCCAGCAAACCUGUCCCCAAACCUCGUGUCAACAUCCGCAAAUCUGUCAUCAUGUCCCCCUCCAGCCGCUGGUCACUGGGCCACAUUUACACCCCUCACCGGCCUCCUCUCCACCCUCCUCUUCCUCCCCCUCGACUCUUCCAUCUUCCUCACAAAGCUCAGUCUCAGGUCCUCCACGCUUUUCCUUCUCUUAUCCUUUAUUUCCACAUGAUUUUCUUUUAGUCGAGGACAGAGCGCCCGUCUGUAAGUGCUUCCAUUUUAUUCUGUCGCUUCUACUCAACUGACUCCUUGCAUCCUUGUGUGUUUGCAGUGAGUGUUUGUGCGGCUCAUUAUUCGGUUACUACCUCUGUCUCCAUAUCAACGGUUAGUAGCAGAUGUGCCACUCGAGCCCGUCUUGCAAAGCAAACCUAUUUCAUUUCUUUACAGCUAAUAUAGAGCCUGAAUGCAGACCUUGACUUUAGUGCCUCAGUCAGUUUUUAUGUGCCUCGCUGCACUGAUUCAGCCUCCGGAUGGGGAUACACUGCCUCCUUAAAGAUGCACGUUUGAGAUGGUAAAUGUAUAAAUAGAAAGUGUUUGAAGCCAUAACCACUACUUUAAAAAUUAGCUUAAUGUUUAUAGAAACACUUCAGUCCAUUAACCUUCACUGAAUGCUUGGAAUGAGCUCGUACACUCCAUCCCCCCUCCAUCCACAUCUCCAUCUUGUGUACGAGGCAGUUGAAUUUUUAAAGGGUCAUCAAAAGAAGACUGCACAGUGUGCCAAGAACCGAUUCAAAGCGCAACAGACCCCUAUUGCAUGUAUUUCAUCGGCUUGUCUAACUGAGGUUGCUGUCCUUUGAAGGUCUGCAGAGCCGAACCACGCACACUGGAUGUCCCUGCAGCAUUAACUAAUGUUCUAAUGUUCCCACCGCUCUGCAGUGUGUUGAUAUAAAACUAAUUUUGCAGGCAGGAGUGGUCGGCUCCGCGGCUUUGUGUAUGGUCGAUGAAUUUGAUCCUGAUGAUGCUCCGAACAAGUUCGUCACUAAGCGUGGUGGUGGUGGUUGGUGUUGCGGUGCCGUGAGACUGAAACUGUUUGUCCUUAAUCCUUUAACCCCAUAACAAGAUUAUAAGGUCUUGCUGUGGCUGUGUGAGAGCCAGAGGAUAGAGAACCGGAUUAUUAUUAAGAGUUAGUUUCCGCAUUGUUGCUGUGGCAGUGUGUUGGGAGAAGAUAAGAGGAACCUGGUUCUGUUAGUGCACUGCAGAACUCUGAGAUUAACCCCGUUUACUGCAGAAGUUGAUGCCUUUCUAAUGAAAUAUCAACGCGAUAUUUCGAUUUACCAAAUAUUUCUGUUUAUAAUGAGCAUCAGACAGAGUGCAGGGACAGAUUUAGUCUUCUACUGUCAAAACUGCAGCACUCACAGUCAAGCCUCCCUCCCUUUUCCCCCCCAAAUUAUCUGAAAAUAAACCAAUAAACACCCUCGGCAACAAAUCCCAGCCGCUUGAUUGGUUGCAGUGGGGUUAUUUCUGAAAGCAAUUUAGAUUUGUUUGGUUUGUUUCGCAGCUCUGAAGCCUUAAUAGCUUCACAGUGGCGACGGCAGACAAGAGUCCACAGCUCUCUCUGACAAUUGCAACUGUUGGGAGGCGCGCUGCUGCAAACACAGCACAGUGUUUACACUGUGAAGGAGCGGCAGGAUGUUACAUUUAGACAUUUCUAAUUAUGGAAAAUGUUUGUUUUUAGCUUCUGCCCAUGAUCUCUGUUCUGCUUUCUCGUCUGUAACUCAUCUACUUCCUAUAUUUCCGUUAUUUUCCAUUGCAUUACUUCGUAAGCAGCACAUCCUUCAUCUCAUUGAUUCUACCGUCUAGUUCUCAGUCACAACUUGUGCAAAAAUGUCGAUUUUUGUCAACAGCGACAGCCGUUUGCAUACAAAAGUGAGUCAUGAUGAACUGUUUGCGUUGACACUACGCAGGUCAUUGACACUAAUUUGGCUCUUCGUCCUUCUCCUU
This is a messenger RNA of Larimichthys crocea (large yellow croaker), 6341 nucleotides long. It is a transcript of the gene anks1b, whose product is annotated as ankyrin repeat and sterile alpha motif domain containing 1B. NCBI's taxonomy places the organism in Eukaryota, Metazoa, Chordata, Actinopteri, Sciaenidae. Gene Ontology annotation, biological process: ephrin receptor signaling pathway. Gene Ontology annotation, molecular function: ephrin receptor binding. The coding region runs from base 549 to 4583 and encodes 1344 amino acids. Gene Ontology annotation, cellular component: cytosol. The transcript is spliced from 27 exons. The record is from RefSeq and is a predicted model, not a curated record.